CACAAGCAAGCAUGGAUCGGGUCACUAGCAGGAAGAGUAAGUACCUGGAAUGGGUCGACAUCAGGAGGAGGAAGAUGUGCGGCUGGAGGAGGAAUCGCUAGCAGCUUCGGUACUGGAGGAGGAAUCACUAGCCGCUUCUCUGCUGGAUGGAUGAGGAAUCGAGAAGGGGAAAGCUCCUUCGGUGCUGCUUCUACUGGAAUGAGUCGCAAGCAGCUGCAUUUCCACUGGCUGGAGCUUCUCGCGCGGGGAAUCUUCCGUCUCGUAGAUGAUGGCGGCGCGGGGCUAGCAAGGGAGAGGAAAAUGAUGGAGGUCGGCUGGAGCUUCUCGCGUCGGGGAAUCUUCCGUUUCGCAGAUAAUGGCUGCGCGGGGCCGGCGAGGGAGAGGAAAAUGAUGGAGGUCGAACGGUGCUUCUCGCGUCGGGGAAUCCUUCGUCUCGCAGAUGAUGGCGACGUGGGGCUAGCGAGGGAGAGGAAAAUGAUGGAGGCGCGGGAAGUGGAUCUCGAACGCAGGGAGUUAGAUGAUGGCGGCGCGGGGCUGGACGAGGAAGACGAUGGAUGGGGCUGCUGGUGGUUUGGGUGGAGAAGGAAGUGGCGGCCGGCUGCUAUGGGAGGAGUCCAGGAGAGGUCGGCUGAAGGAAGAGUUCUUCUAGGGUUGGGGUGGAUGAAAGAGUUGGAUAAAAAUAAAACCGGCGUUGUAUAGGAUCACGGAGGAAAAAGAGAAAAAAAAGUAGCCGCGGUGAUUCAAACAUGGGAUCUCAUUAAUGGAGAGCGCACGAUUUCUACUGGGAAACGGGGGAAUAACCCGUCCCCUUGUUUAUAGAAAACGAGUAUUUAUGUUUAUCCACAGCUUUCCCAUUUGUUACAAUUGGUUUUUUCCAACGAAAACGAGAUGGACAAGUGCACACGUUUUUUGUCAUUUGUUUCUUGUUUUUUAUUGUUUAAACAAAAAACGAAAUGGGAAGUGAACUGGGCAUUAGCUUUGUUUAUUCAGGGCCAUAUUGGAGAAUCAGAAAGUAUAGCUAGUUUGGCCCUGCUGUAGCUUUUGCAGAAGCAGCUUCUGGCUGGAACUUUUAGAUAAGUACUUUUCAAAAAAACCAGUUUAGUGUUUGGCUGUAAAACUAUUAGAAGUGCUUUAUAAUAUGAGCGGUUGUGUAAAAUGACUAUAAAGGACUUAUAAUAUA
Molecule: messenger RNA, 1180 nt
Organism: Linum trigynum
Lineage: Eukaryota; Viridiplantae; Streptophyta; Magnoliopsida; Malpighiales; Linaceae
Source: the annotation of a GenBank genome assembly